AUGCCGCUAGACGAUGACGACGAUAGAAUGCAUAUGCUGGCAUCCGAAGAUGACUAUUUGGCCAGCAACUUGCUGCCUUCUUCAAGAACGCAACAUAGCUUGACAAAGUCGGAAAUUGUGCAGGGUAUGGCGAAUCGAUUUAUGUAUUCCAAGUUUUAUAUCGGCCUCUACUUGGCGUUGGCGAUACUUAGUUUUGUCACUAUUGUCAUGUCUAUUAAGGAAACAUGUCCAUCUGUAUUGUUCAUCGUGUUUGAGGCCAUCAUCAAUUUCGCCAUGAUCAUUGAAGUAACAACCCGUUUAUUGGCAUUGGGAAGGAGGUACUGGAAAUCAGUGUGGAAUGUUGUGGACAUUGUCCUCGUCGUGCUGUGUGCAGUGACAUUGAUUGUCUUGACCACAGGCUGCUCUGUUGGCGAGCGAAGUGAAGCCAUAUUUGAUACCGUUUUGCUUGUCAUUCGUAAUGGUUUCCAGCUAGUUCGACUGUUCAUGAUGCUUCGAAAGAACCAAUACUCUUUGCACGCACGAUCCACACGAAUUGAUUUCGACGAUAUACCUGAUGUUGAGCGUGAGCCAUCUUUAGAAUUCACAGCUUUGGAUCGAGACAGAGGAUUAGACGAGAGUUUUCUGGACGACGAGGAUUCUGACAUGGAGCAAGGUCGACUGUAA
Molecule: messenger RNA, 663 nt
Organism: Mucor velutinosus
Lineage: Eukaryota; Fungi; Mucoromycota; Mucoromycetes; Mucorales; Mucoraceae
Exons: 6
Coding region: 1-663 (220 amino acids)
Biological process (GO): transmembrane transport; monoatomic ion transport
Cellular component (GO): membrane
Molecular function (GO): monoatomic ion channel activity
Source: RefSeq, a predicted model, not a curated record